AUGGCUUCUCAGGGCUACUACGGCAACCAGCCUCCCCAGGCUCACUACGGCCCUCCCCAGCCCGGCUACGGGCCCCCUCCCGGCCAGGAAGGUUACUACGGUCAGCCCCAGUACGCUCCACAGCCUGGAUACUACCAGGGCCCUCAGUACGCCCCGCCCGUGCAGCAAGCGCCCCAGACAAAGGGCAACAACGGUGGUUUCGGUGAUGGCUGUCUCGGAACUUGGUGA
Penicillium chermesinum is the source of this 228-nucleotide messenger RNA. RefSeq lists its product as uncharacterized. Lineage: Eukaryota; Fungi; Ascomycota; Eurotiomycetes; Eurotiales; Aspergillaceae. The record is from RefSeq and is a predicted model, not a curated record. The transcript is spliced from 3 exons. Bases 1 to 228 code for a protein of 75 amino acids.